GCUCCGCUCCUGAAAAUCAUAGAGCGCGAAACGUGGUGGCAGAGACGGCUUGAGCUACUACGUGCGGUCCAUGAUGAGGGUGUUUUGGUGCGUUUCCCUGGUGCUGUCACUUGGGAUUGCUUACUACAUCUACAUCCCACUGCCUGAGACUGUCGGGGAACCAUGGAAACUCAUGCUCCUGGAUGCCACCAUUCGCUCCAUGUUCUCUGUUGGCAGCGUUGUGCACGCUCUAGGCCUCUGCCAUCCUAUUAAAUUCAUACGGGGCUCAGUGAAGACCCUGCAGAACCUGAGCCCUGUGCCCAGUGGGGGGCCUAAGGUCCACGACACCACCUUCGCCGGGGUGGACGUCAGGGUGUAUGAGAGCAGCGGUGUGGAGCAGGGGAAGCUGAAGAGGGGCUUGAUCUUCCUCCAUGGAGGAGGUUGGGCUUUGGGAAGCAACAAGGAGCGAUCCUAUGACCUGCUGUGCCGGAAAAUGUCAGAGGAGCUGAAAGCUGUCGUUGUAUCAGUGGAGUACCGCCUGGUCCCUGAUGUUUACUUCCCAGUGCAGUAUGAAGACUGCCUAGUGGCCACCACACAUUUCCUGAGACCUGAAGUGCUGGCCCUGUACUCGGUGGACCCAGCACACGUGGGGAUAUCAGGAGACAGCGCUGGGGGAAACUUGGCAGCAGCUGUGGCGCAACAGGUUGCUGUGGAUGAGAGUAUUUCAGUCAAGUUAAGCGCGCAGGCCUUGAUAUAUCCUGUGCUUCAAGGCGUGGACUUCAACACCCCGUCAUACAUGCAGAACGAAAAGGUACCCAUUCUUUAUCGACGCGGCAUGAUCCAGUUCUGGCUGCAAUAUCUAAAAGCAGAUCAGUCCUUAGUCCACCAACUGCUGGUCAACAACCACACUGCUAAGGACCAAGAGGCAGUCUCCAAGCACCGGGCCAAGUUUGACUGGACCACCCUCCUCAGCCUGGAGUUCCAUAAAAAGUACAAGCCUGUCAUUCCAGCCAAGGGGACUCCUAAUAUUCUAGAGAAGCUUCCGGCGCUGCUAGAUGUGCGUGCAUCUCCUCUGCUGGCGGAGGAUGAGGUGUUGCGGAGGACGCCGCGGGCCUUCAUCCUCACCUGUGAGCAUGACGUGUUGCGGGACGACGGACUCAUGUACGCCCGCCGCCUUCAGAAGGUCGGGGUGGCCGUCACCAGCGAUCUCCAUGCCGAUGGUUUCCAUGGCAUUCUCUCUUUUUUCCAACCACCUACUAGUUUUGAGUCAGGACAGAGGGCUGUGAAGAACCUCAUCUCAUGGCUCAAUGAUAAUUUGUAGCCUUCAUGACAUUCAUAUACAAUUACAAUGUAUCUACUGUGGAAUGAGAGUUUUCUUACAGUAUUGCUACAUAAUGAUAUACAAACUCACAAGGCCGUGUCUCAUAUUAUCAGUUUUCACUUUUGUCAGGGUUUUGAGAAACUAUGUUUGGGAAGGAUGUACAUAAUGACUGUAAACAAAAAAUGGAAAGUAAUGUAACUGUGUUUGUCAAUUUGGUAUUAUAAAAGAUGUAAAUGGUCUAAAAAUGUUAUUUUUAGAAUUAUCCAACUAUUACAACAUGUUUUGGCCCUGUCCCAACUUUUUAUAAUUUUGUUGCAUGGGUCAAAUUUUAAAUGAUCACAUAAUUACCUCAAAACAAUAACUCUGCUUGACAUUAACAACUGAUACCUUGUCUGUACAUAAUGCUCUACCUUAUUAACAUAUUGGAUGUUUUGAAAAAGCCAGCAUUUUGAUUUUAUUCACAAAAUACAAAUUGUCCCAACUUUUUUGGAAUCCGCUUUGUAGCCUACAUGUGAGGGUAUGGCCCAGUCAAUGAAGAGUCCAUCUUAGUUUCAUUAUGUUUAAAAGUGAAAAUAGUUUGCAAUGUCUUAAAUUUUAGCCUACUUAUCUUGUUUAAAAUGUUGAAAUUGCUUGAAUUCAAUCACUUACUAAGUUUCAAGUUAAAACCCACUGACACUAAUACACUACUGCCCUUAUGGGACAUGAUAAUGAUUCGGUUAUACAAACUUGUAAUACAUUUUUGUUAAGUUGCUAAACCUUUAUAUUUCACCAUCACACAGUAAGCCUACGUACCACUUUAUCAGGACCACUUCUCUUUUUUACACAGAUGAAAUGACGUCAAACGUACAUUUGUUAUAACAUAAGCAUCAAGGGUAGAAUGCCCUAAUGUGGGAUAAUUUUUGUCACUUCAACUUUGGUGGUUUAUUAAAAUGUAAUGACAACAUUUCAAUACAAACAAAUUACACCCUUUUCAUCCUCUAGUUAUGCUCUAAUCAAAUAAAACAUUUAACAACAUGUUAUGUGUUUCUAAUUCGAAUAAUUUGGAUAUUAAUGUAAGUUGGUCAAAAACCAUGGUUAUCCCUAAAGUGGGACAAUCGGUUUCCUAAUGUGGGACAGUGUAUAUUAAAAGGUCUGUAAAACAUGUUUGUGUAAAAUAUUAAUUCAAAAUGUGAUCUGCCACUCUGUAAGACACAUCAGCUACACAUUCAGAGCAUGUUUUCUGAAAUAUUUUUACUUUCUUUUAUUGGUAAAUAUGACUCAGACUGUUUGAACCCAUUGCACAAAAUUGGUCACUUCAACAUGGCAGCUCUAUUUGAGGAAAGAACUUCUGUUUUUUGGACCCAAAUGUUGUGUUGAUAGCUGUGCUCCAGUAGAUUAGGCCAGAAAGACUGAAAUACAUCUUUGAUAUAGAUUUAAAUAUCCAUUUUCUUAUGUGGACAUGGUGUUUGACUUCAUAGUAAUUGUUUGACUUAUUAAAUUACUACUUUUACAACUGUCCCACAUUAGGAAAAUCUUGUGUCCCACUUUAGGACGCACCUAUCCUAAAGUGGGACACUAAUAAUAUGGUUUAAAAAUAAAAUAUUACAUUAUUUUAUAUACACCACACAUUAUUUUCUGAUGAACAUAUACCUUCCCAACAUAUUUAUCAAAAAAUUGAUAAUGUUGUUUUGAUUGGAAUUGAUUUAUACCCUAAAGACAAAUUUGGCCAAAUGCUAUGUAAUUUGCCAUUUGAUGGACUUCACCCAGGGUCCUUCUUCUUAAUUGUAACCCCUCCCUGGAGUAUUACUAUACAUUUACUAAAUCAUGAUAUUAUGAUAACAGGAUGAUAGGGCUUUUAUUUGGUUAUAGUUUUGUAAACAUUUACCAACUUGGGGCAAAGCUACACCCCUUAAACCUUAAGGUGUCCCACAUUAGGCAUUGUCCCAGUUUAGGGCAUUC
This is a messenger RNA of Engraulis encrasicolus (European anchovy), 3238 nucleotides long. RefSeq names its product neutral cholesterol ester hydrolase 1-like. Gene Ontology annotation, molecular function: carboxylic ester hydrolase activity; serine hydrolase activity. Bases 71 to 1300 code for a protein of 409 amino acids. The record is from RefSeq and is a predicted model, not a curated record. Gene Ontology annotation, cellular component: membrane. Lineage: Eukaryota; Metazoa; Chordata; Actinopteri; Clupeiformes; Engraulidae. The transcript is spliced from 5 exons.